UAUCAGUAGCGAUAAAACUGUAUACUUGGUGUCUGUUCGUAUUAUUUUAAUACGACCAUUACUGUAAACGAGACGCUUAUUGCGACACCUAAAAUGAAUAACAGAGACGACAAUAUAAAAGUGUAUACAAUCAGCAAUAGAUUUGAUGCUACAAAACAUGAGAACAACGUCGAUAAGCCUGAAGAGAAAGCCGAUCAGGGAGAUAAACUAGCUAAAGCUAUUGGGAGUUUUGGGACGUGGCAAAUUCUUAUAUUUUUGUUAGCGACGGUGCCGUCGAAGAUAUCAGGUAUAUGGGCCCAGUUAAGCAUCAUAUAUUUGGCGCCGAAGACCACCUUCGUGUGUGUAGACCGAGGGAACACUACAGCUGACAUCCAGAAUUCUACAUGCUAUGAGGAUUGCGUGGAAUAUGAAUAUUUCUCAAUAUUUGAGAGCAGUAUUAUCUCCGAGUGGGGCUUAAUUUGCGAGAAGGCUUGGCUCGCAAAUUUUACACAGACCAUGUAUAUGUUUGGUGUACUAGUUGGUAGUAUAGUGUUUGGAUUUAUUGCGGAUCGAUAUGGCCGACGUCCAGGCAUAACCAUUGCUGGUCUUCUACAAUUAUGCUGUAGCGCUGCUGUACCGUUCUGCCCCAACUAUUGGACCUUCACUGCCAUCAGAUUCAUCCUGGGCACCGCCACAGCAGGCAUUCUGGUCAUAUCCUUCGUGAUUGUAGUCGAGAUAGUUGGACCCAGUAAGAGGGAGCUGGUGGCCUCCCUCUACCACAUACCGUUAUCGAUUGGAGAAAUGCUAAUGCCACUUUUUGCGUACUAUUUGAGGAGGUGGAAUAUAUACAGUAUUGGAUUGGCUAUACCCCAUUGUAUAUUCUUAACGUAUAUAUUUUUGAUGCCAGAAUCACCCAAAUGGUUGAUAUCUGUAGGAAGAUACGAUGAAGCAAGUGAAACGAUGAUAAAAGCUGCUGCAAGAAAUAAAUUACCAACGGAAGGCAUGAGAAACGUAGUUGAUUCUAUAAACCAUGAAUGUAAUGUGGAUCGAGCUAGAAGGGAAGAGGAGAAAGCAUCUUAUUGGGAUUUGGUUAGGCUGCCAUCAUUGAGGAUGAAGAACAUUUACUCCUGUGUUGCCUGGUUCAUCUUGGGAGUGAGCUUCUACGGCGGCACUCAGUAUGUAGGACAGACCAGUUCUGAUCCAUUUCUUAGUGUAGUUCUCGCAGCGGCAUUCCAGGUCCCAGGAAUAGCAUUCAGUGGUUAUUUUUAUAAGAAAUUCGGAAGACGCAAUACCUCAAUCGCCUUCUUCACCAUUUGCGCUAUCAGUAACGCCAUACUCGCAUUGCCUGAGAGCUGGCAUUACGUGAAACUAGUCUCUGGUGCUAUAGCUGCCGCCUGCGCCGCUGGUGCUUUUAGUACUAUGUAUAUAUUUACAUCGGAAUUAUUUCCAACUGUGGCGCGGAACAUGGCUAUUGGUGCAUCUUCCACGUGUUCCAGACUGGGAUCUAUGAUAGCACCAUUCAUUGCUGGUUACAAAGGAGCCCUCUGGCUUCCACCGACCAUCUUCAGCCUCGUCCCCCUUCUAGCAGUACUAGCAUGUUUAUGUCUUCCGGAAACUAAGGGCAAGAAACUGGCAGACCAUUUAGAUGAAUGCUAGCCUCUGUUCUAAAAUGACUGGGUAUUCCAUCACAGGGACUAGAUUCUAAUAUUUAUCUAUAGUUUAAAUUGAUUUUCGAAGCGGAGGGUCUCAAAUCGACGGUAUUUUUUUUACUAAUCCUUAUACACAUGACUUCGCUAGUAAUGGAGCGUACCUAAUGUCUUCACGGUUUUACGUAUUGCGUCAUUGGCUCAUUAUUUCCGAACGACAGAAUAAAGAAAUAUUUGUGUUCACAAUAUCAAUAAGUGUUACGUAGCUUUAUAUAUAUAUAUUAGUCA
This is a messenger RNA of Achroia grisella, 1913 nucleotides long. RefSeq names its product organic cation transporter protein-like. NCBI's taxonomy places the organism in Eukaryota, Metazoa, Arthropoda, Insecta, Lepidoptera, Pyralidae. Gene Ontology annotation, biological process: transmembrane transport. Gene Ontology annotation, cellular component: membrane. Gene Ontology annotation, molecular function: transmembrane transporter activity. Bases 94 to 1635 code for a protein of 513 amino acids. The transcript is spliced from 5 exons. The record is from RefSeq and is a predicted model, not a curated record.